This is a messenger RNA of Quercus robur (English oak), 3305 nucleotides long. Its product is annotated as RNA-binding motif protein 25. Gene Ontology annotation, molecular function: RNA binding. The record is from RefSeq and is a predicted model, not a curated record. NCBI's taxonomy places the organism in Eukaryota, Viridiplantae, Streptophyta, Magnoliopsida, Fagales, Fagaceae. Gene Ontology annotation, biological process: mRNA processing. The transcript has 7 exons. Bases 207 to 3050 code for a protein of 947 amino acids.
UUUCUCUCUUAGGGCACAGAAGAAAGAGCAAUUAAAGCCCAGUGGAAAACGAAAACGAAAACGAAAACACAAAAAACAAAGAAUACAUUUUUAUUACUUAUUACCAAAGAACGUUUCUGAUAAAAAGUCACGCACAGGCACAGCAACAACAACAACAACAACACAGAUAGAUCUUUAUUUUUUUUUCACUUUGUGUUUUUGCAACUAUGGCUGACUCUACUACUGAAACCCUAGAAUCCAAACCUCCGCAACCCGAACCCGAAGCCCCAAAUCCCCAACCCGAUCCACAACCUCAAUCGUCAACUCCUCCACCGUCGUCCACAUCUACGCCGAUCGCUGUAAACCCUAAUUUGAACACUCCGCCACCACCGCCGCCGGCGCCGCUACAGCCACAGUUACAGCCUCAGCAUCAGCCUCAGCAGGUCUCCUACGUGGCGCCACCGCCGGUGCCGCAGGUAUCCGGCGGCGGAGGAGUUGUCAUGCCUCCUCCUCCUCCAUCUGCGCCUUCGUUCCGGCCGGUGCCGCAGUUCUCGCCCAUACCGAAUUACCAAAACCCUGGUGUUCAGCCUCCCGGUGUGGCUCCGAUGAUGCAGAUGCCGCCGUAUCAGAUGCAACAGCAGCAGCAGCAGCACCCGGGGCAGCCUAUGAGGCCUUACGCGCCGCCGCCGCAGAUGCCUAUGCCGAAUGGUUAUCCCGGACUUCCUCGUUAUCCAUCUCCAUACCCAGCUAUGGUUCGACCUACAUUCCCUAUGCGCCUACCAGGAGCAAUUGGUGUGCCUCCAAUAGUGUCACGCCCUCCUAUUCCAGGGGUUCCUGGAGUUGUUCGCCCCAUUAUAUCCCCUGUUAUUAGGCCAGCUGUUGUUCCUACUGUUACUUCAGCUGAGAAACCACAAACCACAGUUUACAUUGGUAAGAUUGCAUCAACAGUGGACAAUGAUUUUAUGCUGUCUCUUCUUAAGCUAUGUGGACCUGUCAAAAGUUGGAAACGUGCUCAAGAUCCCACAGAUGGGACUCCUAAAGGAUUUGGGUUCUGUGAAUUUGAGUCUGCUGAAGGGGUUCUUCGUGCAUUGCGCCUACUUAGUAAAUUCAAUAUUGAUGGGCAAGAAUUGGUGUUAAAUGUCAAUCAAGCUACAAAAGAAUAUCUGGAACGGUAUGUUGACAAACAAACUGAAAACUCAAAGAAACUUAAAGAUGCACAAGCUGCAGCGCCUGAGAAAGAGGAGGGAAGUGCAGUAGGGGUUGAGAAGAGUGAACAUCUGAAGGCUGAUGUAGAGAACUCAAAUAAAGAGGACAAUAGUUCAGGGAGCAAGGAAAAUCAUGACUUUGCUAAUUUUGGAAUCGUGACUGACGAAGACAAGGACACUGACCGCGAGGCUGUGGAGAAGCUUACAAGCAUGAUAGAAGAAAGAUUAAAGACCAGGCCUCUGCCUCCUCCCCCUCCUCCAAUUACUGAUGGUGGCUCUGGGAAUUCAAACUCAGACGUCCCUGCUAAAUCAAGGGAUGGGGACUCAGAAAUGAGAAAUGAUGCAGCUGAAGAUAAAAACGAUGACGAGACAACUAGUGAAACCAAACCAACUAGUGAGCACGAUAGGCCUGAAACAAGUUCACCUGAUAGGAAUAGAAAGUAUGAGAGGAGUAGAGAUAGAGACCGAGAGAGGGAUCUGAAAAGGGAGAAGGACCGGGAGAUUGACAGAUAUGAAAGGGAAACAGAGCGAGAGCGGGUUAGAAAAGAAAGGGAGCAAAGAAGAAAGAUUGAGGAGGCUGAGCGUAAAUAUGAGGAGUGUCUUAAGGAGUGGGAGUAUAGAGAAAGAGACAAAGAGAAACAGCGGCAGAAUGAGAAGGACAGGGAAAAAGAGAGGGAACGCAAACGGAAGAAGGAGAUAAAACAUGAUGAAGAAGAUGAGGAUGAGGAUUCGAAAAGGUGGCGGCGCCGGACAUUAGAAGAAAAGAGAAAGAAGAGGCUACGGGAAAAGGAAGAGGACUUGGCUGACAGACGUAAAGAAGAGGAAGAAAUUGCUGACGCCAAGAGGAGAGCUGAGGAGGAAUUGCAACAGAAACUACAGAGGGAUGCAUUGAAGGUUUCAUCCAAUCCUGUAAUGAACGGAGUUGCAAAAACUGUUUCAGUCGAGCCAUCCAGUGUCGAAAUGAAAGAGAACGCUGUGGAACAGGAUUAUGAAGGUGAUCCUGCUCAGGAGCUCCAUACAGGUGAUGGGGUUGUACGAAAUGGUACUGGUGAAGAAUCAACCACGGCAUCAGUUGCUGUAUCAGACACACGACAUACUGGCAAUGCCCCUGCAAAAAAGUUAGGGUUUGGUUUAGUUGGCUCUGGAAAACGAACUGCUGUCCCUUCUGUUUUCCAUGAGGAGGAGGAUGAUGAUGCACAUAAGGAUAAAAAGAUGAGGCCCCUUGUCCCAAUUGAUUAUUCAACUGAGGAACUGGAGGCUGUCCAACCUACUGCACCUGGGGCACCACCAUCAAAUUUGGUUGCAGCAACAGAAUUUGCAAAGCGCAUAUCAAAUGUUAAUCCCAAAGAAGAUAAGUUUGAUGCAGAAAGGGAAAGAAGUAGACGUUCCAAUGACAAGUCAAGCCAGCGGGAUAGGGACCGGGGUGAUGAGGAUGUGAAUCGCACCAGAGAUGAGAAUAAGGAGAAGAGUCUUGACCGGGACAGGGAUCGGGGACAGGGGAUGGAUAAACUGAAGACAUCAGAAAACACAAAACUUUUGAGUUUAAAACAAUUGAUAGAUAUGAUACCAAGGACAAAGGAGGAGUUAUUUUCAUAUGAGGUUAAUUGGGCUGUAUAUGACAAGCAUGAGCUUCAUGAAAGAAUGAGGCCGUGGAUUUCAAAAAAGAUAACAGAGUUUUUAGGAGAGGAAGAAACCACACUGGUAGAUUACAUUGUAUCCAGUACUCAAGAACAUGUGAAGGCAACUCAAAUGCUGGAACUACUGCAAUCAAUUUUAGAUGAUGAAGCCGAAAUGUUUGUGCUCAAAAUGUGGAGGAUGCUCAUCUAUGAAAUCAAGAGAGUAGAGGCAGGCCUUAUUUCAAAGUGAAAAAUAUCUUAGGAUUUUAUUGUUUGAUUGCUACUUCGUUACUGCAGGACCUAUAUGCUUCACCUCAUUGGCCCUGCUCUUGUCAUCACUCACUGUAGAUUAGAGAUUAUUGAUUUUGUAUUUUGCUUCAAAGGUUAAUUAGUGAUGGACCCAUUUUUGUACCAAUUGUUUCCAUUUGGAUCCAGUAUUCAUAGUGGAAAGCAAUGUUUGGAAAAGACAUCCAUCAGUUAUCUUAAAACAAAGUUAUUUGAUUUA